Molecule: messenger RNA, 2396 nt
Organism: Alnus glutinosa
Lineage: Eukaryota; Viridiplantae; Streptophyta; Magnoliopsida; Fagales; Betulaceae
Exons: 1
Coding region: 247-2208 (653 amino acids)
Source: RefSeq, a predicted model, not a curated record
UAUUUUCGGCUUAAAAAUCGAUAUUCCUUGCCCUAACUCAGACCGUUCUGACCAAAGGUCAAUACCUUACACCACAGCUUCCUCUUCAAAAUCCAAUAAUAUUCCAGCCACAGAUUCCUCAAAUCUAACAUCUGGAUUUCAGCUAAUUUCUUUUGAUUUUCAGAUCCACGCCCAAAAGGACCCGCAAUUCACGCGUGCGCUACAAUGACGAAACACUGAAUCACAACCCCCUCUAAGCUCCUUCCAAUGGCGAAUAAUCCCAACAAAGGCAAGUUCUUUUACACACUGUUUUUGGUUUUCACUCUAGCUUCUGUUUCUAGGUUAUUGGUAAGCUCUAACUCUGUCCCAAUCCAACACGAACACGAGCACGAGCACGAGCACGAGCACGACCGCGAUCUAUACAGUGAACCCGAAACUGAAGUUACUAGUAAAUUCAAUGAAGAACAAGUUUUGUUUCAUAAACUGGAAGACUUAGUGAGAAGCCUUAGUGAAAUAGUUACUAGGUUAGAAUCAAAAUUAUCGGAGUCUCCGAAGGUGCCAAUUACUACGAAUGAGAAGUACCAUAAAGAAAAGGAUAAGAUUCUUCGAGGAGAUCACGUUGGUGAAAGAUUAGCCGAAGAUUAUGGGGAAGAGGGUUUUGUGGGUAAGACCCCAGUGGGAGACAAAGGGGGGGCGGUUUCGGUAACGAAGUAUAGUCCCUUCUGGUCGGAGCGGUUUCAGUUUGUGUCGGCUGUGAAAUUGGAUUCAGAGGCGACGUGUAUUAAUGUGUUGCCGUUUCGGGAUUAUGAGGGGCUUAGUAAGUACGUCACGGUCGGGGACGAGAGAGGGAGGAUUUAUGUGUUUUUGAGAAAUGGGGAUGUUUUGGUUGAGUUCUAUACAUUGUCCGAGUCGCCAAUUACGGCCAUGCUUUCGUACAUGUCGAUUUAUAAGAAUGAGAGUGUUCUGGUGACGGGGCAUCGCAAUGGUGCAGUCUUGAUGAAUCGGGUUUGGGAGGGGUCGUCGAAUGGAGAGGAGUGGAGUUCUUUGCUUUUUAUGGAAAAUGUAGGUAAGUUUGUGCCUGCUGAUAGCAGGGAAGAUGUUUCGUUGCCAAUAGAUAUCUUGGAAGUGCAUCAUGUUGGGAGGACGAGGUACAUUUUGUCUGUUGAUGGUCGUGGAAAGAUUAGGGUAUUAACAGAAAAUGGGACUCUCUAUGGUUCAGCUAUGCCAACGAGCAGGCCGCUUGCGUUCUUUAAGCAGCGGCUAUUGUUUCUGACGGAGGCUGGUGCAGGGUCAUUGGAUUUGAGGAGCAUGAAAGUUAAGGAGUCUGAGUGUGAAGGGCUGAACCGUUCCCUCGCUCAGAAUUAUGUUUUCGAUGCCAUGGAGCGGUCUAAAGCAUAUGGAUUUACAGCAGAGGGUGAUUUAAUACAUGUAAUGCUCCUGGGGGAUAUAAUGAACUUCAAAUGCCGGGUUAGAUCGAAGAGGAAGUUUGACAUGGAUGAGCCCCUUGCUUUUCAGUCAAUUAAGGGGUAUUUGCUUAUUGUUAGCGAGGAGAAGGUUUUUGUGUUCAACGUUUCAUCUCAGCAUUAUGUUAGGAUCGGUGCACCUCGGCUUGUUUUCUCUGCUGGUCUGGAUGAUAUCAGAUCAUCUUUCCUAAGUUAUCAGACAAUGGACGUGGAUGCCGGGAGGAGAAGGGCGAUACCCUUAGUAGCCAGUGACCGUGAAAAGCUUAUUGUUCUUGGGCUUGGAAGUGGGUAUGUGGGAAUGUAUCGCUCUAACCUUCCAGUAUUUAAAGGGGAAUCUAAUGCGAUGCUAUGGACCAGCCCUGUGUUGUUCUUUAUACUUUUUCUAUUCGUCGCUUGGCAAUUCUUUGCCAAGAAGAAGGAAGCACUUACUUCAUGGGGGCCAGAUGAUCCUUAUAGCUCCACAUCGGCUAUGACUGGAGCUCCAUUAGGAACUGCUUCCGGGGACAGAUCUUUUGGAGACUCUUCUAGAGGUGGUGCUCUCAGAGGUCCAAGAAGGUAUGCCUCUCCCCCGCAUUAUCCUGGUGGAGCAACCAGUUCCUUUAGGCCGAGUUCUGCAGAUCAUAACCCGAGACCAGCUUCUGUUGAUCCAAAUUUCAGACCAUCUUCAGAGUUAAAAUUUAGGGGUUCAACUUUAGAAUCUUCCGGUUUUCCAAAAAGAAGAGAGAGUCUAUUUGCAAGCAAUCAAGUUGUAGAGGAUAGCAAUUGACUUGUUGAAUCAAUUGCAUGAACUUUUACUUCAGGAGUCUGAGAGUUCUUUCAGAUUUUAUCCUUUAGACAGUUCGUUUGGGACUGUGGCCUAUUUGAAAUUGAACUGCCAAUGUCUGUAACUUGUAACUUUGUAACUUCUAGUUGCAUGAGGAAAUAAUGAGGAAAGCUUAAAGCAUUUUUUUUUUU